Messenger RNA from Morone saxatilis (striped sea-bass), 965 nucleotides. RefSeq names its product adrenomedullin 2a (gene adm2a). The record is from RefSeq and is a predicted model, not a curated record. Gene Ontology annotation, biological process: adenylate cyclase-activating G protein-coupled receptor signaling pathway; regulation of systemic arterial blood pressure; positive regulation of heart rate. The coding region runs from base 328 to 828 and encodes 166 amino acids. Gene Ontology annotation, molecular function: hormone activity. Gene Ontology annotation, cellular component: extracellular region. The transcript is spliced from 3 exons. Lineage: Eukaryota; Metazoa; Chordata; Actinopteri; Moronidae.
UAGUAUUUAAACCCGCAAUGUCAGCAGGCGCACAGCUUCACACUGGAGAACUUGAUCUUGACCAACACGUUUGGAUUCAUGGGGGGAAAAAACUUAAAUAAACACAGAUUCUGAGCUCUAAAUACCAAGAAGAUCUUUCAUCAGCAAUCUCCACUGGCAACUUUGGAUAUCUGAACCCAGCAUCAAUCUUUUGGGAACACUUUUUCCCCCCUUUAUUAUUAUUGUUUUUUCAUUUUUUUCCCACUCUUGGGAUUUCAACUGCGCCCACUCCGUGUGGUCGCCCCCUCCUUCCCAGAGAGGGUGUACAGUAAAAGUUGGCGUCCGGAGAUGCGGUCCCUUCUCCCGCUUACUGUGUAUUGCAUCAGCCUGGUUUCCCUCCAGCAGCUGCUGGCGUUGCCUGCUGAGGAGCGUCCCGACAGGAACAGGUGGGACCUCCUCAAGCUCAUCGACCAGAGAGAGGAUACAGCCUCUCCAUCAGGGAGCCAGGCUCAUGGCACCGUCCCCGCUCCAGCCCCCAGUCAAUACCCAAAAGGGCUGCCCGGUUUCCCGAGACACCAACCAGCCACAGGAGUAAGAGCUUCGCCAAACCUGGCAUGGGCACGACCCAGUGAGGCUUCGCAGAUGGAGAGGAGGGUGCAGAGAGCUCGUCGCCAUGCCCACUUGGGAUCACGAGGCGGUCACCACCACCCCCAACUGAUGAGAGUGGGCUGCGUCCUGGGAACAUGCCAAGUGCAGAACCUUAGCCACCGGCUCUAUCAGCUCAUUGGUCAGAGUGGCAGAGAAGACUCAUCUCCAAUCAACCCCCGGAGCCCACAUAGUUAUGGAUGAGUUAGUUGACACCUCCAAACACCCACAGCAAGUCUUAUCUAUAUACCCAUUUAUUUAUCUCUUAAUGUGUUACUGGUAGCUUUUGCAUUAGAGUUGAUGUAGUCCAUUUGUUUAUCUGUCUUAAAAUGACAAUUAUA